Messenger RNA from Prorocentrum cordatum, 1099 nucleotides. NCBI's taxonomy places the organism in Eukaryota, Dinophyceae, Prorocentrales, Prorocentraceae. The record is from the annotation of a GenBank genome assembly.
AGGCGGCGCGCGCCGGCCCGCGUAGCCCCACGGGAGGGGGGCCUCCCAGGGGCCAGGCGGGCCGAUGGCCCCCGCGGCCAUGGAGGGUCCGGCCGCGCGGCCCGGGGAGUCCGGCGAGGACGGCCUGGCCUCGGCUUUCGGCCAGCUCUCCCUGCACGGCCACGGCUGCGGCGGCGACACCUCGGAGGUCGACCGGCGGUACGAGAUGACCGAGAAGAUCGGCGAGGGCACGUACGGGGCGGUGUACAAGGCCAGGUGCCGGCAGACGGGGAAGACCACGGCGAUCAAGCGGAUCAAGAUCUCGCCAGAGGACGAGGGAGUGCCCUCGACUGCGCUCCGCGAGAUAUCCCUGCUCCAGGACCUCGACCACCCCAACGUUGUCCGGCUCCACGAUGUCUUCAGCGGCCCGACCAGUCUGCACCUGGUGUUCGAGUGCCUCGACAUGGACCUGAGGAUGUACCUCAAGAAGGCGGGCCCCCUGGCGGGCGAUGCCCUCAGGAGAGCGUCGCGCCAGUGCUUCGCUGGCAUCGAGUUCUGCCACGCGCGCCGCAUCCUGCACCGCGACCUGAAGCCGCAGAACGUGCUCGUGUGCCUCAGGAGCGGCACGACCGGAUCCUCAGAGGACCCGCGGCUCGUGUUGGCAGACUUCGGCCUCGCGCGCGUCUUCUCGGUGCCGCUGCGGGUGUACACGCACGAGGUCGUCACGCUCUGGUACCGGGCCCCGGAGAUCUUGCUUGGGCAACCGUGGUACGGCCCGUCCAUGGAUAUUUGGUCCUUGGGAUGCAUCGUCGCCGAGAUGGCCACCAGCCAGCCGCUGUUUCCAGGAGAUUCCGAGAUCGACACGAUCUUCAAGAUCUUCCGUUGCCUCGGCACACCCAACGACGAGGUGUGGCCCGGCGUGUCGGGCCUGAAGGAUUUCAAGGCCCGGUUUCCACAGUGGAAGGACACGGGUCUCGAGGGCGUGCGCGCCGCCGCGAAUGGCGACCUCGGCGACCAGGGGAUCGACAUCAUACGGCAGUGCCUCAGGUACAACCUGGUGAACCGGGGGUCCGCGAGGAAGUUGCUGAGGCACCCGUUUCUCGAGGUCGCGACGGCAUAG